AUGAGUUUCCGUGGUGGUCGAGGAGGUGGCGGUGGUGGAAAUAGCUUUUUGAAAAGUCUACCGUUUGGUCUUGAUUACAGUGAUGUUUCCACGUAUGAUACCACAGAUAUACCGAGUAUUCCGCUGCCCGUUAACAAUCCCAUAAGUUCGAAAGAUAGAUCAUUGGCUGUGAGAUAUAUCAAGCUUGGGCAAGUCAUAAGAGAUGGACCUUUCUACACUGGGGCUAUUACUCUGGCGACCGAUGACACCAGCGGUGAAACCGACGGCAGGAAGGGCAAGAAGACUUUGAUUGAAGAAGAGGGUCGAAAAGAUGGAAUUGAGCGCUAUUCCGAUAGAUUCUUGAAGAAACGAAAGAUAGGCGCAUCGAUCGAUGACCACCCUUUCCAUUUAGAGGUUUUCCCCAAGGAACUGUUCAGUGUCAUGGGCAUAAAUAAGAAGAAACUGCUCAGUAUAUCGAAGUUUGACAACACAGAUAAUAUCUUCACUGGCGGAGCGCAAGAUGAAAACGCAGCCAUGAACAUGCUGGAGAAAUUGAAAGCGCUUGCUGAAGAUGAGGAUGACGAAGCUGCGAAGGACGAAGAAGGUGGGAAGGAGGAGGAGGCCAUCGACGAAGACUUUGAAGAAGACGAAGACGACGACGAUGAUUAUAAUGCUGAGAAAUACUUCAACGAUGGAGACGAUGACGAUUACGGCGGAGAGGAGGACUACGGUGACGAGCCCGCUUUCUGA
Messenger RNA from Torulaspora globosa, 729 nucleotides. RefSeq names its product DNA-directed RNA polymerase III subunit C31 (gene RPC31). Bases 1 to 729 code for a protein of 242 amino acids. The record is from RefSeq and is a predicted model, not a curated record. Gene Ontology annotation, cellular component: RNA polymerase III complex. Gene Ontology annotation, biological process: transcription by RNA polymerase III. NCBI's taxonomy places the organism in Eukaryota, Fungi, Ascomycota, Saccharomycetes, Saccharomycetales, Saccharomycetaceae. The transcript has a single exon.